UGCCACUCAUCAAGGUGAGUAAGUGUGUAUAAAAGCUGGUGUGUUGUCUUGUCCAGCAGCUCCACACAGGAAGAGCACAGAGUGAAAGUGAGGAAGAAGAAGCCAUCAUUGUUCAGCAGCUUAAUCAUCAUCUUCAACAUCUGAAGCACCAAGAUGCUGACUGUGUCUCUACUGGUUUGUGCCGUGAUUGUUCUGGCUGGAGCUGAUGACGCUCCUGCUGCCCCUUCCUGUCCUGAUGGUUUUCAGGAGUUCAACGGUCGCUGUUUCCACUACGUUGAUACAGAAAGGAGCUGGACUGAUGCUGAGAAAAACUGCCAGAGCAUGGAGGGAAACCUUGCAUCGGUUCACAGUGAGCUGGACUAUCGGUUCAUCCAGAUGAUGAUGGAGAAACACACUAAUGGUUCUCUUCCAAACUCCUGGAUUGGAGGCACUGACUGCCAGAAGGAAGGUUCUUGGUUCUGGAGUGACGGCAGCACUUUCCUCUUUCAACUGUGGUGUCCACGGGAACCAAACAAUAUACAUGGCAACCAGCACUGUAUGGAGAUGAAUUUCGGAGCUGACAACUGCUGGAAUGAUAUGGAUUGUGCCAAAAAACACCCUUCUGUCUGUGCCCGCAGCCUGUAGUAGCUCUUGAGCUGACACACACAGAUCAAAAACACACACACCUGCUGGAUGUGUGACAGUGUGAUUGUCUCUGUGUCAUCAGUCUCAUGUGUAAUCACAUCUGUAAUUCUGUGCUGAAGGGAUGGAGCGAGCAGUAACCAGGAGCUGGACUUCCUCUUUGUUCUUUAAUAAGAGGAGACUGAACGUGUCAUCAAGAGAAACUUGGAGCACAAACUAAUCUUUGAUGCACAAUAAAAAUGUGGAGCAUUGAAACAA
This is a messenger RNA of Centropristis striata (black sea bass), 879 nucleotides long. RefSeq names its product type-2 ice-structuring protein-like. The record is from RefSeq and is a predicted model, not a curated record. The transcript is spliced from 6 exons. The coding region runs from base 154 to 624 and encodes 156 amino acids. Gene Ontology annotation, molecular function: signaling receptor activity. NCBI's taxonomy places the organism in Eukaryota, Metazoa, Chordata, Actinopteri, Perciformes, Serranidae.